AUGGGUCAGCCUAUAGCGGAGUCUAGCACGCUGCUCAAUGCGCAGAUUGGCUUUCUGAGAACCCAUCUCGCAUUGAUACACAUCCCGUCCGCGGCCUACCCCUUAUUCGUCCAGCCCAUACUCAACCUCCUGCUGAACAAUGGCCAAAUCGAUGAGGAUGGCAAUAUCAUUGAGCCCAGAAGAUCAUGGCAAUACUGGCAUCCUUUCGUCAAUGUGUCGAUCACACCUAACGAAUGCUCGAUCGUCUGCCCACGCGAACAAGCCGAGACACUCUUUGCUCCUCUUAUUGAAGGGCUCAGCCCAGCGCUCAGGAAGGCCGUAUCGAUCACCAAAGAAGACUAUUCGGUGAUAAUGAUUGGAGGCGAAGGAUUGGAAGCUGGACAGCGAGUCUUGGAUUUGACAAGUCCCUUGGCCAUGGCUGGUAUUCCAAUAUUCUUCAUCACGAGCUACUACUCCGACUUCAUCCUGGUCCCUUUCAGCUCAAGACCGAAAGUCAUUCACGCCCUGGAAGAGCGAGGUUUCGUAUUCGAAGCGACAGACGCGGAUGGUGAAUCUGGCCAGAUGACCAACCCGCAAUCACCUCUCACCAACCCACAUACCCGGCAAGGUUCCACCUCAUCCUCCUCAGACUCCUUCCCAAUCGCCCAGACCCCGCCACCGACCACCGUCCCCGAACUCCAAACAAAAACCUUCAAGACCCUCUCCGUGAACAACAUCCUCCCCACCGUCGACCCCUCGAUUCAACUCAUCACCUGCGCCGGCAUAAAACAAUCCACCCCCUCCGCCUCAACAACCAACUUCACCGAAGGCAAACUCCACCUCGGCCUCGCCAAAUGCCUCACCGCCAAACCACCCCCGACCUUCUUCUCCAUGACCCUCACAGACUCCGAAUCCGCCUCGCUGACCCUCGAAAAACACCUCCUCUCCCACUUCCCCAACGACGGCGAGGACGUCUUACUGGGGACAGAAUCCCCCGAACAGAUCCCCAUCACGCUGGACCUGAAAACCCUACCGCUCGAAAGCACGGGAAUUGUCUGUGGCGUCAGCAGUCGAUUGACGGAUGGGAUGAGGGGCAGGAUCGGCAGGGAGAUGUUCAAUAUGAGUUAUCUGAGCACGAGCCGCGCAGGGCAUGUCAUCGUUUAUGAGGAUGAGUUGGAGGAUGCUAUUGAGGCUUUGAGUGUGGCGGUGGGUAUGAAUGGGGUGGGUGGUCCUGUUGAGGGGCGAUGA
Zasmidium cellare ATCC 36951 is the source of this 1227-nucleotide messenger RNA. RefSeq lists its product as uncharacterized. Gene Ontology annotation, cellular component: cytosol. Gene Ontology annotation, biological process: regulation of intracellular signal transduction; cellular response to L-arginine. The record is from RefSeq and is a predicted model, not a curated record. Bases 1 to 1227 code for a protein of 408 amino acids. Lineage: Eukaryota; Fungi; Ascomycota; Dothideomycetes; Mycosphaerellales; Mycosphaerellaceae. The transcript is spliced from 2 exons.